Molecule: messenger RNA, 2550 nt
Organism: Hyla sarda
Lineage: Eukaryota; Metazoa; Chordata; Amphibia; Anura; Hylidae
Gene: FAH
Product: fumarylacetoacetate hydrolase
Exons: 14
Coding region: 101-1351 (416 amino acids)
Biological process (GO): homogentisate catabolic process; L-tyrosine catabolic process; L-phenylalanine catabolic process
Molecular function (GO): fumarylacetoacetase activity
Source: RefSeq, a predicted model, not a curated record
AGGAGGUAUACAAGGCCCGAGCCUCCUUCCUUCUGACACAUCUGGAGUAAUCUAAGGAUCCUACAGAAUCUGGGGCCACUCUCCUGUGUCUCUGCUCACAAUGUCUUUCAUCCCUGUAGACCCAGAAUCUGAUUUUCCCAUCCAGAAUUUGCCGUAUGGGAUUUUCUCAACAGAAAAUGAGCCAAGACAUAGGAUAGGAGUGGCUAUUGGCGACCAAAUCCUGGAUCUGAGUGUCAUCAGGCACCUAUUUAAUGGCCCUGUAUUGUCGGGAAAACAAGAUGUGUUUCAUGAGCCAACCCUAAAUAGUUUUAUGGGCCUGGGGAGCAAAGCAUGGAGGGAGGCCCGACAAACUCUGCAACAGCUACUGUCAGCGACAGAGCCCACACUUAGAGACAACAAGGAGCUGCGUGCCAGAGCAUUUGUUCCGCAGUCAGUGGCGAAGCUUCAUCUACCAGCAAAUAUCGGGGAUUACACAGACUUCUAUUCCUCCAGGGAUCACGCUACAAAUGUGGGGAUUAUGUUUAGAGGGAAGGAGAAUGCUCUGAUGCCGAACUGGUUACAUCUGCCAGUUGGUUACCAUGGACGGGCAUCUUCUGUUGUGGUUUCUGGUACUCCUAUUAAAAGACCAAAGGGACAAAUAAGGCCAAGUGAUGAUAAACCACCAAUUUUUGACGCCAGCAAACUCUUGGACAUUGAGCUAGAAAUGGCUUUCUUCGUGGGCCCUGGAAAUGAUUUGGGGAAGCCAAUUCCCAUUCAGAUAGCUGAUGAGCACAUUUUUGGCAUGGUGCUGAUGAAUGAUUGGAGUGCCAGAGACAUUCAGAGAUGGGAAUAUGUUCCACUUGGUCCUUUCUUGAGCAAAAACUUUGCAACCACUGUCUCACCAUGGGUGGUUCCUAUGGAAGCCCUUAUGCCUUUUGUGCUACCAAAUCCAGUGCAGGAUCCAACACCACUGCCAUAUCUCCAGGAUAAGAGUAAUUACACAUUCAAUAUUAACUUGUCUGUCUGCCUGCAAGGAGAGGGAAUGAAGGAGCCUGCCACUAUAUGCAGAUCUAAUUUCAAAUACAUGUAUUGGACUAUGAAGCAACAGCUGACCCAUCACACUGUUACUGGCUGCAAUGUUCGCCCUGGAGAUCUUUUGGCUUCUGGAACUAUAAGUGGACCGGAUCCUGAAAGUUUCGGCUCUAUGUUAGAACUUUCGUGGAGAGGGUCCAAGCCAAUUGAUCUUGGAAAUGGACACACUCGUACAUUUUUGAGAGAUGGAGACACUGUAGUCUUAAGAGGUUACUGCCAAGGAGAAGGUUAUCGAGUUGGAUUUGGGGAAUGUUCUGGAACAAUUGAACCAACAGAAUAGAAGACUGUGCCUUUUUCUUGUUUCAUUAUAUAGGGAGUUUACAGUAUUCCUAUAAAUUCACAUGGACAGCUGAAAAACGCUGACAGCAUUAUGGAACAUUCUGCAAACCAUAUGUCUUGAAUGUGGAAUAAACAGCAUUUUUUUCUACUGGUAUCCAACAAAUUCCUCUGUUACAGCACAUUUGAUUCUCACAGACUGCGAGAGAUGACUUCUACAUUUUGCAACCCAAUCUUUCAGCCCCAUACGCUGUUUACCUAUCAUAUACAGUAACUAAAUUGUAGAAAAUCCACAUCGGCCAAAUACUUCAUGUAAAUGAAUAAUGAGGAUACAUACAGAUUUGUUGCUGAAUUAUAGAGCAGAUUCUGCACAUAAAAUCCUAAACAAUACAGUACAACUUGUGUAGUUUUCAAAACCCAUGCUGCUUUAGGAAUAUUCUGCCCAAGUCAUCAGAAUGAAAGGGUUUUGGCGCUUGCUUGAGCGCCAUGUCCCCUUCACUGUUGUCCUAGGAACAAUGUGCGCGUGCCUCUGGCUCAGAGUUUAGGACCAUUCCAUUCAGUUAGUACAGUAUUGGCUGUAACUGCAAGUGCAGAUGUAUCUUUGUCUCUAAAUUAAGACUGCACUCCAUAUAAGCUCUGAAGCCCUGUUGUUCUGCUGAUUGGCGGGGGUGUUGUGGGGGGUGGAAGGUUCUGAGUUGGAGCCCCACCAAUUCCCCAUUAAUGCCCUCAUCUAAGGAUAGGCCAUGCUGGAUGUAAGUGGUUUUCCCUAAAAUAUUAAUAAUAAAAAAAAGGGAAAAAAAAAAGAAAAAAGGUAAAAUGCUCUUUCAAAGAUCCUCCUUGAAAAUGUUGAUCCUGGAGGGUGGGUAAUAAACGCAUCAGCGGUGGAGCACAAGUAGUCAGGGAGGAGUGGGGCGUGAAGACGCAGUGCUCUUCGCUGGCAAGGGGAGGAAAUUUGUAAAUAAUUAUAAAAAAAUAAAAUAAAAAAAUAAAGAUAAAAAAAAAUAAUAAUAAAAAAAAAAGGAAAAAAAGAAAAGAAAAAAAAAGAAAAUUAUAAUAAGGGGACUGAAGGAUGAUAGAUUGUGAGAGUGAGGAAGGAGGAGAGAGGGAGGAAAUUAAUAGUGCAAUUGGGUUUUGAGUAAAACGUGGACUUUGAGAGGGGGUGGAGCCAAAUUUUUUAUUUAUUUUGGGAUUGUCUUAGGGAUA